Molecule: messenger RNA, 7393 nt
Organism: Zonotrichia albicollis (white-throated sparrow)
Lineage: Eukaryota; Metazoa; Chordata; Aves; Passeriformes; Passerellidae
Source: RefSeq, a predicted model, not a curated record
AUGAUAUUAUGCAGCAUUGUGGGACCCUUGCUCUGGCUGGGUUCUGGAGCGAGGUGGGGAGGAGUGGAAUGACUGGAGUGAUGGGAAGAGACAGCUUGUGGGGAAUGGUGGUUACUCAUCUUUUAUCUUAGGGUAUAAAAGAAGAGAAACUGAGCUCUGUGCAUCAGGGAAGCUGGCUGUGUCCUGGCAUAGUAGGACAGGGGUAGGCUUGAACAGCUAAUGCUGUGAGUAUAGGUUUGUAUAUGCAGGGCCUGUAGCUGGCCUUUGCAUUCACACUGUCAAAAGUACAAGUUAGAACACUAGAAAAUGUGGCUUGAGGCUCUGGCCUCUUGCUAGCAAAGGAAGUUCUAGGCAAGGUGGUUGGAGCAUGCUGGCUAAAAGCCAGCAAGUCCUGGGUUUUGAUCUUCAUCCUACCACAGACUCAACUGGCUGGCCUUGGGCAUGUUACUUAAGCUCACUGUACCUCAGUUUCUACCAGAUGAUGAAAUAAAGACAUUUGCUCUUUCCUGUCAAGGAAUGGGUGGUGGCCAAGUAAAUUACAGGACAAAUAACUGCUGUCUGCCAGAUCAUUCUUGAGCUGAGGUGGGUAAGAUGGAUCUCUGUUUCUCCAUCAUUGCCAAGGCCUAAGCAUUUGUUUGACAGUGAAAGGGUUGAAGAUGCUGUGCAUCAGCACUUCUCAUGGGCAGCCUACAGCCAGGCACCAGUGGAGCUGGGCGGCAGAGGUGGGGGUUUGGCUGCAGAGGGGAAACUGCACAUGUACAGCUUUUGUUUGGCAGCAGAGGGAAUUUGAGGGGCCUGAAGUUAUGCCCUUACUCAUACUCAGGUUUGUGGCUGGAAACAUGCUUGGAAUUUGGGCUGGAAUUAGGAAAACAAGUUUCGAUUUCUGUAGAUCUGUGAGAGCAAGGCUGCUGAGAGGGCCCUGUGUGUUUUUGGCUGCAGUAGCUGUCAGGAGUGCAAGACAGAGCUGAGUGCUGCAGCCCUAACACUGCCUCAUUGCUGGUGCUGCUGGCUUGCAUGUCUGUGUGUAUGUGUGCUGCCUCUGUGCACAGGUACGCAACAGGCAUCUGUGCAUGCUGCUCUCAGUGCAAGGGGAAACUGGGCUGGAGCUGACACCUUGCACACUCGGUGAGUGCACUGGGAAGAGCUGUCUCUGCCUGGGACUCGCAGCCCCACUGGCUGGGCAGCUUGGCAGAGCCAGCCAAGCUGUCCUUGCUGGCCAGAGUGAGGUUCUCAAGGAGUGGGGCUUGUGGCACCUGCAUUGCCUUGUGCUCUCUGAUUCCUGCUUCUGGUUGUUGGGUUCCACUGUGGGCAGAGUAUAGAUUUAAUUUGUCUGAUAGCACAUUAAUGACUUUGGAGUUGUUCUUAGAGAAAUUUGAUAUGUCUGGUAUUUUAUCCUGUGAUGCCAGUAACAUGCCUUGUGUCCACACACUUCUGCUUCUUAGAGUGCCCAGGUAUUACUGCUGUUAUUGAGCUCAGGUUUAUGUCAUGUAUGCAAUUAAGCUAUCUUCCUUGGUCCAGAGUUGGGAUUUCUUGAGUAUGGAAACCAAGCACUACAACAGCUCUAAUUGUGCAGAUAGAGUUUCCAUGGUCUUUAGCUGGGUACUUUUCUGCACUUCACUGCAUAAGGGCUGUGUUCUUCAGAAGCUGGUACUAUCAUAUACCAAACUCUACGUAUCACAAAAUUCAGUGGUGCACUGUUUUCACAGUGAAUAUUGCUUUUUUUAUCUGCAAUACAAAUGAUUGUAUCUCCAGUCCUGGUUUUGGAGGAGGCUGUCUGACAAACACGCUGCCAGGGGGCAGGAGGUUAUAGCAUCAGGUAUGCCACGGAGUGGAGUUCUGGGACCUGUUCAUCUCCUUUACAUGCAGUACGUUGCUACAGAGCAACUGUUCAUCAGGAGCCAUCGAGAGCAGCAAGUAGGACCACAAGAAAAUAAGGGGACCAAGAGAUACCAGAAACUUGUCAAUGGUGAUGUCUUCACCUUGGGAUGGAAAAUCUUAUCUAUCUUAUGAUGAACACCACGAAAUCGUUGGGACUUCUCUGUCUACCUAGCCUGCUGUGUGUCUGGAGGGCCCAGAAAUGCCGUGCAGUGCCCUGAAGAGGAUAAUCGGAGAAAACACCGGCUCCAAGAACGGGGUGAGCCAGCAGAAUGAGGAGUCAGGCUGAGACAUAGCAGACACGUUACUGGGACUUCUUCACAGGGCCUGCAGUGGUUGGGAGGAGAGGAAUGAAAGGGACAGCAGUAACCACUACAGCAGUGUGGACAACCCAGAAUAGCCAUGGGGCAGGUGGAAUAGAUCCACAGUGGUGGAAAGACUUGCAAAUUUCAGGUCCAGGAACACAGAGAAGACCUACAUGAACAGGGACUUUAAAUUUAUGUACAAGGAGGGAAUAAACUGACUCAUCUGUGAGAGACCGUUCUGUUUAGGAAGGAAGGCAGGAGAAUGAUGUAGUCCCUUUGCAUUUUGUUUUGUGGAUUUUGGGGUGGGAGUUGUUUGUUUAUGUGUUUAUUUUCCAGAACACCUGAGAGUUAUCCUGCAUUUAUACAGUUCAAGAAGGGAAGGGCUCAGGGCUGGUACCCUAGCAGUGAUGCCUGCCCAUGUUACACAGUACCACAGGGCUGUCCCCUAUUUCCACCACUGCUGACUUGGCAUCCCUCUCAUUCCCAGCAGUAUGGAGAGGAGAAUGGAAUACAAAGCAGAGGCAUUUGUGUCAUCUCUCUUGUCUUACAUCUCUAGCUGUUUGUAAACAACUACAGUGACUUGUUUUGGUGUUGUGGUCAGUCUGCAGCCCUGUUUGUAUUUAAUAAAGAAACUUAUGGAGAAGAGUCUGUGAAUUCACUGUUGAGCAUAACAUCCUUUACUUAUGGCAGUGAUCCUAAAGCUGUUGCCUGUCCAACUCCUCUUCCAAGUGAAUGGAAGCGUAUCCAAAGUGGGGUGGAGGUGGGGGUGUGUCUGUUUAUGAGCAUGUGUGUGCAGAAACAUCAGAAGUUUAACCCUGGACCUAUCCAACAUUAAAGUUGUAAAGUUUAAUCAAAGGAGGACUUAGUCUGUCAGUAGAUGAACAGGAUACUCUUUCCUAAGUUCUUUUGUACGCUAUUACUAUAAUACAUAAGAAAUUUUGUACAAGGGGAAGACAGUAUUUUUCCAUGUUUGCCUUUCCCAGUCCCAUGAUGUUUUUAGACAGAGGCUGGGGAGGAUGCACACAGGACGUGGCCUGCUAACAGCACGGGUUUGGUUAACAGCUUGCAUUGCUGGCUGUAAGCUGGUUGUUGUCUGCACUGUGCCGAGUCAAUACUCGCUGGGCUCGGGGGGUGUUGCACAGAGGCUGGAGGCACACACAGUUGCUCAGUAACUGACCGAUACCAGUGUUCCUUAUGUGAGGAGUUCCUUCUUCUGUCACCUCAGAUAAAGAUCCCAGCUCUUAAAUCCUGCAGACUGUCUGCGUGGUUUGUAUAGCUGAGCAGGAGCCUGCCCUGCCUUAGGACUCCAGGCUGCUGCUCAGUGGGAGUGUAAUCUGUCUGAAAGGGAAUAGGGGGAAAAAAACAAACAAGUAAUUGCUUCCACGAGCAGCCUGUGGCAUUUGGGAGUUCUGUUUUGGAACUCUGUCAAAGGCAGCAGCACAUCUCCCAUUGUGGUUUUAUAUCUGUUCUGUGUUCUGCAGGUUUCCUCAUUUCAUCAUGCUUUCUCUUUCUCUUGCAAUGCUUUUUUGGUCUAUGGACUUUUAUCCUGGUGGUUUGUGGGUUUCUGCUUCUUGGAGAGGCACGGGGUUUCUGUGGUGUCUGCUGCUUGUACAGUCUGUAUCUCAGUCCCAUCCAUGUGGGGCUAUGGUCCCGAUAUAAAAACAGCACUCCAGGUCAUGAAAACCAUUCAGUGCUGGAAUGGCUUCUGAAGGGCUAUCACAGCAGUCAUGAUGGUCCCUGCUGCUUUCAAUGACAAAUAGACUUGGCCCUCCUCAGCACCUCUCCUCAGGCACAUGGAUUGUGCUCUCAAAUCUCUACAGCACUCUUUCUCACAUUUCUGAAAGAGAAUGAUAAAAGCCUUCAAAUUAUUUCGGAAACCUACAUGGGGACAUGGGGAACUAAAAUUCUUCUCCCACGGUCUCAGUGAAACUUCUGAAGGUCUUUGAAAUCUUCCAUAAAUCACAGCUUUUUAAAGCCCUGCCAAAAUUGCAAGGUGAGCCCCAAGGAAGGCAGUGUGAGUGGGAACAUGGAGCAGCACUGGCUGGAACAGUUCAGCACGUGGGAAUGUACCUGUCCUUGUAACAGGACUGCUGCUCUUUCUCGGGAGUUCAGUUUCCUGGUUAUAGUGGUGCCAGCUGUGGCCCUGUACUAAAAGGUAACUUUGUCUUCUGAAAGCUAUGUUUUGAUUUUAUGUGAAAAAUGCACUGCGUUUUCCUUGGCAUUUUCACAUUUGUGCUUUGAAUGGUUCUUGAGCACUUUCAAAUCAGUUGAUAAAUGCAACCCAAAAGCCAGCCUGCUGGGAACUUCAGCACCUUUCCCAAGCCUCCCAGCUCAUCCACUGGAAAAGGUAAAUCACGACUACACCUGGAACAAUGUAAUUUGUUUGCUUUAAUAUGAAAAUUAAUGGUUGCCUUUUACUGUUAUUCUCUGGAACCAAAACUUCUUUGAGCAGGGAUUGCUGUAAGAACUUUUCAUUCAGAGUACAAAUAAAUACUUUAUUUCAAGGUAUUUGCCACGUCCUAUUGAGCUGAGGUACCAGUGGUCACUGUUUUCAACUAAACAAAUUGUUUUGUCCUAAGCAUGCAUCUCAGCCCUCUGGGGUCAUUCCCUUGAGCACAUGAAGAACCAAUGAGAUUUAUUUUAGUGAGAGCCAUUCCUGGGCAAGGCAGGGUAGCUUUCUAUUCAUCAUAUACACAGGAGAACACCAGUUUCAAGCAUAGACACCUUCUGUAAGGGCAGCUUGUCCUCAUCCCUCCUGAGACAGAAGAAAGUGACACUGUGAAGGGCAGGUGAGGUACCAGCACUUAGGGAGGUGCUGUUUUUGUGCAAAAUGCCUGCUAUAGCUAGGAAUAAGAGUUAAUAAUUUAUAAGAGCUGUACAGUAUUAUCCCUGAUCUGGGAUACUGUCACAGUCCCCAGGGGCUGCCCCCCAUCCUGAGCUGUGCUGUAGGAUAUUGGUGGAUAGCUUGGCAGCAGCAAGAGCCACCUGGCUAUUUAUGGCAGAUAUAUGGGGUCAGAGGCAUUUUGUGGCUGGAGUGGCAUACACAUAGUAUGCGGAGGGCAGCCCAGUGCUGCACAUUGCCACUAGUGAGACUCUUCUACAUCCAGGCACUGGACUCACAUCAGCAGGUGCCAGAGGCUGGUGUGGCAGGGUAGGCAAGCAGAGAAGUGACCUAAGUGCUUUCCAAGAGGUGACUCCAGAGGUUCUGCACGGUGCAGGGGAGCAAGUCUUUGCAGGGCUGGAGGAGCAAGCCCGCCAAGCCAUGAUGAAAAAUAACUUUCGUGGAACUCUUGGGGACCAGAGGCCAACAAUUCGUCCACUCCAAGACCCUGACUCCAGCAGCAGUGGCAGCGAUGAUGAGGAAACCACUCAGGAUGAAGUUUCUUCCCAUACGUCUGAGGAAGAUGGCUCAAUGGUGAAAGUGAAGAAGGAAUUAGAAAACGCAGAACGACCUGUGGCUGGAACCCCAUUGAUAAGAGAAAAUGAGGUGCCUGAGAGUGUGAACGCUGAGCCCAUGCUGGGACUGUCACAGUGCCCCCUCUGCCAGCUCGAGUGUGGAAGCAGAGAUCAACUCAUUGCACACGUCUACCAGCACACUGGAGCGGUGGUGAGUGCCAAGAGCUACCUGUGUCCUGUGUGUGGCAGAGCCCUCAGCUCCCCAGGAUCCCUUGGGAGACAUCUCCUGAUCCACUCAGAGGACCAGCUGUCCAACUGUGCAGUUUGUGGAGCACGCUUCACCAGCCACGCCACCUUCAACAGUGAGAAGCUGCCAGAGGUGCUCAGUGCGAACCGGCUGCCGGCACCGCAGAGCCAGGGCCCCUCCAGCGCUCAGGGGAAGGAUGUUGCCUUCUGCACCCCCGUGUAUCCCGCGGGCAUCCUGCUGGUGUGCAACAACUGCGCCGCGUACCGCAAGCUGCUCGAGGCACAGAGCCCCGGCAUGCGCAAGUGGGCCCUGCGGCGCCAGAACGAGCCCCUGGAGGUGCGGCUGCAGCGCCUGGAGCGGGAGCGCACGGCCAAGAAGAGCCGGCGGGACAAUGAGACGCCCGAGGAGCGCGAGGUGAGGCGCAUGCGGGACCGGGAGGCCAAGCGGCUGCAGCGCAUGCAGGAGACGGACGAGCAGCGGGCGCGGCGGCUGCAGAGGGACCGGGAGGCCAUGCGGCUGAAACGCGCCAACGAGACCCCCGAGAAGCGACAGGCCCGGCUCAUCCGCGAGCGCGAAGCCAAGAGGCUCAAGCGGCGCCUGGAGAAAAUGGAUAUGAUGCUCCGGGCACAGUUCGGCCAGGACCCCUCUGCCAUGGCCGCUCUGGCAGCUGAGAUGAACUUCUUUCAGCUGCCAGUGAGCAAUGUGGAGCUGGAGAGCCAGCUGCUGGGCAAAGUGACCUUUGAGGAGCAGAGCAACAGUGCGUUGCACUAAAGCACAGCCAAGAACUGUGCUGCCUUUGCCGCACCUGCCACGUGUGCAGCAGCAACAGCAGCAGCGUCUGCGCCCAGGAGGCUGCUGUGGGGCCCUGCCUGACCCUCCCUGACAGAUGGUUCCGGUUUUCCUCUGAACCCAGGAGGAGAACAGAGCUGAGAGAUGCCUGCCAAAGCAGCUCUGGUGGGAGCAGAUUCUGAGGAUACAGUCUGCUCUGGGGGCCAAGUCACAGCCUGUGACAGAAUGAAAAUAAAUUAAUGUAUUAAUUAACAUUAAUUAAUGUUCACAUGUAUUAGUCCCCUUCUUUACCCUUUGUGCUUUGUCAUGGUUUUGGGCCCUUGCCCCAUAAAUGGGUCUGGGCUACUGCAAUUCUGCAGUAUUCCCCCUCAAUAAAAAAGGGUCUUGUUUACUGCAGCAUGAAUUACAGAGCUGAAGACAGAUAAUCCACAAACUCUUCCAGGACUAAAUCCUUUGCAAUUUGUGCCUGUAAGAAGGAAAGAAAGGAGGAUGUCCUUCUGGAAAUGCCUGUGCACACCCUUUUAAAAAUAUCGUUAUGACAUAUUUACAUAUUUUGCAGUGUUAUCCAUGGAAAAACUAAGGAACCUGAGGUCCUGUUUUAAGACAAAAACAGUGAAAUAAAGUUUUCACUCGUAAAAACAGUGAAAGAAAGGCUGGCCAAGGUAAACAAAUAGCAAACAAGUUUGCUGCUUUACUCACAAGUUAUUUUCACUUAAACAGCAUUUCAGGCUUGCAAGUGAAAGAGUUGAUGGAAUGGUAAAUAAUAGCGCAGGUCAGUUUC